Molecule: messenger RNA, 1955 nt
Organism: Linum trigynum
Lineage: Eukaryota; Viridiplantae; Streptophyta; Magnoliopsida; Malpighiales; Linaceae
Source: the annotation of a GenBank genome assembly
CACCUGACUAUCGUGCUUUUUUGGCUGCUGUCACCUCCCUGGUCGAGCCACAUCACUUCUCCCAAGCGGCAAAAUACUAGGAAUGGCGGGAUUCCAUGCAGCGGGAAAUCACAGCUCUCGAGGAUAAUGACACUUGGACUCUCGAGUUAUUGCCCCCUGGCAAGCGGGCCAUUGAUUCGAAGUGGGUUUACAAGAUCAAGUAUCGUCCUGAUGGCACUAUGGAGCGAUACAAGGCUCGUCUUGUUGCUAAGGAUUUUACGCAGUUGGAGGGCAUCGACUUCCAUGACACUUUUGCACCCGUUGCGAAACUCGUUAAUGUUCGAGUUCUUCUUGCAGUUGCUGCUCACAAAUCCUGGCCUUUGCACCAGCUGGACGUGAACAAUGCUUUCCUCCAUGGUGACUUUGACGAGGAGGUUUACAUGAAGCUGCCACCGCGUUUUUCCCAUGCAGGAGAUCAACGUGUUUGCCGCCUGCGCAAGUCUCUUUACGGACUCCGACAGGCAUCACGGAAUUGGUAUGCCAAGUUUACCUCGGCUCUUCAGGAAUUUGGUUUUGUUGUCUCAAAGGCUGACCCUUCGCUUUUCCUCUAUGAGCGACCUGGUACUUUCGUUGUUGUCUUGAUUUAUGUCGAUGACGUCGUGUUGACUGGUGAUAUUCCCGACGUCAUCUCUCGUGUCAAGACCUUCUUACGUGAUCGUUUCAGCAUCAAAGACUUGGGUCCUCUCAAGUAUUUUCAUGGCAUAGAGGUUGCACGGUCACCUGAAGGCAUUGUCCUUUGUCAGCGCAAGUACACUUCUCAUAUCUUGGCUGAUUCAGGAUUGGGUGCGGCCCGUCCCAGUGGUUUUCCUAUGGAGCAGAAUCACUCUCUCACACAGCCUCAUGAUGAACAGGCAGACGAAGUAAGUGCGUAUCGGCGUCUUAUCGGCCGACUUCUCUACCUUACUAUCACUCGGCCUCACAUCGCCUACUCCGUCAACAUUCUUAGCCAGUUUGUGCACUCUCCCAGUCCUGCUCAUGUUGAAGCAGCUCAUCGGGUUCUACGUUAUCUGAAGGCUGCCCCCGGUCAGGGUCUCUUUCUGCCUGCCGCCAGUACUUUGGAGUUGACAGCUUACUGUGAUGCAGAUUGGGCCGGCUGUUGGUCGACUCGUCGCUCGAUGACAGGCUACUACAUUAAACUUGCCACGGCCCCUGUCUCCUGGCGAGCUAAGAAGCAGCGCGUUGUCUCGCGUUCCUAUGCUGAAGCCGAGUACCGUGCCAUGGCCAGUACUACCAGUGAAGUUCUCUGGCUUCGCUUUCUUCUAGGUGAGUUGCGAGUUCCUCAACGCUCGCCCACCGUUCUCUACUGUGAUAAUCAGGCUGCUCUCCACAUUUCUGCUAAUCCGGUCUUCCAUGAACGGACUAAACACGUUGAAAUGGACUGUUACUUUGUUCGUGAGCGGGUGGCUUCGAGCGACAUUCAGCCGCGCAAGGUCCAUACCAGUUCACAGCUUGCGGAUAUCUUUACCAAGGCUUUGGGAACCAAACAAUUUCAUUUCCUGUUGUCCAAACUUGGCAUUUGUAACCUGCAUGCUUCAGCUUGAGGGGGGAGUAUUGAGCCUGAUUAGUCUCGGUUUGGAGUUGUUUGGUUAGUUUUAUUUCUUUGGGACCUUUCUGUAAUUUGCACUAUACCCAUGUUAAUUAGUCGAAGGGUAUAAGUGCUUUUGUUGCCGCCUCCUGCAACCCUAACGCAGAGGUAGCUGGUGUCUUCUUCAUUGAUAGUGAGAACUUCAGCAUGAGGGCUAUGCUCUCCGUGGAUUAGUCCCGGUCUCCGGGGAUACCACGUAAAUCUCGCGCGUCGUUUCUUUUCCGCAUUCUUCCUUUUUACAAACUCCAUUUGCAAAAUCAAUUAAUUACAGUCACAAAGCAGAGCUAGCCAACAAACCAAACAAAAUCUCUUAUAAAAAUGAAAACACAGA